GUCACUGGUUAUUAGUUUUAGUUUUUACACUUUUUUCCGUGGGGAUAGUUCUGGGCGAUGAACCGCUUCCUGAGUGCACCUUGCUAAAUAACGGUUGUCCAGAAGGGGACUGCGUCUUCACUCUAAAGAAUUAUAAGCCAUGUACUAUUACUCACAGCAACUUUUUAGGGAUUACAAAUUCAUCUGUAUUGAAUAUCCAAGGAAAUAUUAAAAAAAUCGAAGAGAAUGCUUUCAAUGAUUUCAUUCAUCUCACAAGCAUAUACAUGCAAAAUAAUGGAUUAACUUCUCUCCCGCCAAAAAUUUUUUCAAGGACUACAGCUUUACGGCUUUUGUGGCUGUCUUCCAAUGAGCUUCAAACUAUUGAAGGAGGCCUUUUUUCAACUCUUAAUAGUUUGCAGUAUCUUUAUCUCAAUAAAAAUAAAGUCAGUUUUAUUGGAAAAGAUGAUUUUCGCGGACUAUUUAGCUUAACUUCUCUGGAACUGAAAGCAAAUUGUAUAAGUUCUAUUGAAUUAAAUGCAUUUCGUCAUCUUUCUUCCUUACGAACACUUAAAUUGCUUCAGAAUUGUUUAACAGUACUCCCCCCAAGAAUGUUUGCUGGCUCUAACCAGUUAAAUUACUUGGAGCUUUCUCAUAAUAACAUCUCUUCAAUUGGAGACGGGGCCUUUUUAGGUCUUGAGAACUUGGAACACUUAUACUUGAAUGAUAACGGCCUCACCGAGCUAAACGAAUAUAGUUUUUUAGGCCUCUUAUCCUUACUUACAUUACAACUCUCUUCUAAUCUGCUAACGAGAAUUCCACCGGUCACUUUUACACAUUCUCCCCAUUUGAACGAGUUGAUUUUACAUACAAAUCCAAUAACGCAUAUCCCCCCUAAUGCAUUCCUCUCUACUUUUGAUCUGAGAAACUUGGUUUUAACCCCCACCCUGCAGUUUUCCUGCUGCGCGAUAGUAAGGCUUAUAAUUGGUCUGCGUUCUGGGUUUUCUGACCAAUCUGUGUUUUCCCACUGUACAUACGAUGAAAAAACCGUGAUUUUCAGCUCAUUUUCAUUUGAAAAUUGCUAUAAAGCAAAGGAUGGCGGAAAACUUCCUAAAGAGAUCGACGAAGAUCCUAUCGAAUACACAAACUACCGAAUUGCAAAUAAUGAAAUUCCUAUGGAGUUGAAGGAAUAUCCAAAAAGACAAGAUGUUCCCCACGGACACCGAGUCAAUCCAGAUAAUGCUGGUACCCCUGAACCUAAGCUUCGUCUGGAUGCCACUAAUCAGCAGGAACAAAAAGAAAACGAUAGUACUGAAAGAGAUCCUAAAAUCGGCAACUAUCCUCUCAAAGAAAGUUUAAAAAAUGUACUAGUAGAUAAAUUAAGUUUUUCAGGGGCCGCCCACUCCUUAAAAGAAAGUGCUUUUGCUUUAGUUACAAAAGGCUACUUCAUUCUGAGCAACUAAUAGCAAUCUUCUAGGUAUAACCUUGACGCAAAAUUUUUCUGGGUUUCUUAGAACAAGUUACUGGAAGGGAGCUGAGAGUCUACGAAGACGAGAGUC
Zophobas morio is the source of this 1535-nucleotide messenger RNA. Its product is annotated as insulin-like growth factor-binding protein complex acid labile subunit. Gene Ontology annotation, molecular function: protein binding. The transcript is spliced from 15 exons. Lineage: Eukaryota; Metazoa; Arthropoda; Insecta; Coleoptera; Tenebrionidae. The record is from RefSeq and is a predicted model, not a curated record. The coding region runs from base 264 to 1439 and encodes 391 amino acids. Gene Ontology annotation, cellular component: plasma membrane.